Messenger RNA from Striga asiatica, 1047 nucleotides. The record is from the annotation of a GenBank genome assembly. NCBI's taxonomy places the organism in Eukaryota, Viridiplantae, Streptophyta, Magnoliopsida, Lamiales, Orobanchaceae.
AUGGCUACAUUUGGCGCUGCUUCUACAAACGUCAACCCUAACCGUUCCUCUGAGGUGGCGCAACCUCCAAGUGAUUCAGUAUCAAGCCUAUGUUUCAGUCCUAAGGCAAAUUUUCUGGUCGCUACUUCAUGGGAUAAUCAGGUAAGAUGUUGGGAGGUAAUGAAAUCAGGAAGCACAAUCAACACUGUUCCGAAGGCAUCAAUAUCUCACGACCAUCCGGUCUUGUGCUCGGCUUGGAAGGAUGAUGGCACAACAGUGUUUUCUGGAGGCUGUGACAAGCAAGUCAAGAUGUGGCCGCUGUUAUCUGGUGGUCAGCCGGUUACUGUUGCCAUGCAUGAUGCUCCUAUUAAAGAGCUCGCUUGGAUCCCAGAAGUGAAUCUUCUAGCCACUGGCAGCUGGGAUAAAACAAUAAGUAUUGGAUCUUCCCUAAAGAAAAUAUUUCAUGGAUCAGACUACGCCUUGGUAAAGUAUAAUAUUGUUUCAUACUUCACAAAAUUAGUUAUGGAUGAUGGUAAAGGGAAGCCUUACUCUAAAACUGGUUCGGCAGUUCAGUUCACUUCGACAGAAUACAAGAGAAUUGUAUCACCCCUCAAGUACCAGACCAGGUGUGUAGCUGCUUUCCCUGAUCAGCAAGGUUUCUUGGUUGGAUCAAUUGAAGGAAGAGUUGGUGUACAUCAUCUUGAUGAUAACCAAGCAAGUAAAAACUUCACUUUCAAAUGCCACAGGGAUGGCAAUGACAUUUACUCAGUCAACUCACUAAAUUUUCACCCCAUACACCAUACAUUUGCGACCGCUGGGUCUGAUGGGGCCUUUAACUUUUGGGACAAAGAUAGCAAGCAGAGGCUCAAGGCUAUGCUGAGGUGCAAUCAACCAAUACCUUGCAGUGCUUUCAACAAUGACGGCUCCAUCUUUGCAUAUUCGGUGUGUUAUGACUGGAGCAAAGGCGCUGAGAACCAUAAUCCAUCAACAGCGAAGACCUACAUAUACCUACAUCUUCCUCAGGAUGCUGAAGUUAAAGCUAAACCACGUGUUGGAACUAGCGGCAGA